AACAAGAUGGCGGCCGCCAUGUCUUCUGAGAACUCACUCAGCAAAUUGCCGGGAUCUCCCAAAAUGCAACUCGGGCCCAGGAAGAUGUAUGGGGUGAUGGCUGUUCUGGUGUGUAACCUGUGUGAACAGAUGACGUACUACAGCGUCAUGGCUAACCUCAUCCUCUUCUGCACCAGCGUCCUCAACUACAGCAGCCCCGAGGCAGCCACCAUCAGCCUUGUCUUCUCGGGGACAGUCCUGUUCAUCAACGUGGCGGGGGGCUACAUCGCGGACUCGUUGGCGGGUCGGUACAACACGAUCCUUGGGGCUGGCCUCAUCUACCUGAUAGGUCUUGUGAUGAUUCCUGUCUCUUCCGUGGAUUAUAAGGAUGUGUUCGGCAGGUCAGAGGAUGGAUCUGCCCUGGACAUGACAGUGGAGGCGAGACGUGUCUACUUCCUGGGAGGCCUGGUGUUUGUUGCUCUCGGCACUGGUGGCAUCAGGGCGAAUAUCGGAGCCUUCGGGGCGCAGCAGGUGCAGGGGCUGGGCGAGCAGGCCGUGCAGUCCUUCUUUAACUGGUUCUACUGGUUCAUCAAUGCUGGAGCUCUGGUCGCCUUCUCUGGCGUGGCCUACCUACAACAGAACAACAGCUGGGUCUGGGGGCUAUCUGUCCCCUUCUUCAGCAUGAGUCUAGCCCUUGCAGUUUUUGUCCUGGCCAAGGGGACGUACCGUCACACACCACCAGCAGAGAGUGUGCUGACUGCUGUGUUCAGUGUGUGGCGUAAAGGAUGCGGACAUUUCGACAAGGUGAGGAAGACGAAAGGUGGACCGUAUGAUGACGUCACUGUAGAUGGCGCUGUCAGUGUGCUGAGAGUCAUACCUGUGUAUCUACUCAUGAUCUUCUACUGGGUCAUAUACUCACAGAUGCAGUCGACCUUCUUCUUGCAAUCAGAGAGGCUGAACAUUAAAAUUGGUGACGUCAAAAUCCCCGCCGCCAUGCUUGCCAUCUUUGACAUCCUCAUCAUCCUCGUGUUCAUCCCCCUCGUAGACCGAGUGAUAUACCCGCUCUUCAGAAGGUUGGGCCAUCCCCUCAAACAGCUGCAGAGAAUGGGAGUGGGCCUCCUGCUGGUGGGGGGUUCCGUGGUGACGGCGGGGGUAGUGGAGGUGUACCGGAAGCAGGUCAUGUCAGGUCGUGGCGCCGUCAUCCAGGUGCUUGGGGAUGAGAAGUUCAACGCAUCGUCCAUGUCUGUGCUUGUGCAGGUGCCUCAGUUUGCAUUUGUGGGAGCAAGUGAAGUGUUUGCCAGCAUUACAGGUUUAGAGUUCGCGUUUACACAAGCGCCCCCUUCAAUGCAGGGGCUCCUCACAGGGUUGUUUCUGAUGACCUGGGGACUAGGCAACUUUCUUUCAUCGGCCAUUCUUAAAAUAGUUGAAGUUGCCACGAAAGAUGAUCCCUGGUUUCCCGACGACAUCAAUAACGGAAAGGCAGAGUAUUUGUUCUUCCUGUUGGGCGGCAUGAUGCUCGUCAACUUCAUCAGUUUCGUGUUCGUAGCUCGCCGAUACACAUACACCCCUCUCCCCACCGAGGUGAGUGACGCCGAGGAGAGUGACGCCGAGGUGAGUGACGCUGAAGAUCAGACGGAAGAGGGGGCUCGGGUGACGACGGGAAAACCAUCCGAUACGACUUGACUUUUCUGCGUUUGUAAGUGAGUGUCAACAAUAAAUCUGAUUCAGAUUCCGGCGCAGUGAUGACUUAGCAUUAAACU
Molecule: messenger RNA, 1739 nt
Organism: Haliotis rufescens (red abalone)
Lineage: Eukaryota; Metazoa; Mollusca; Gastropoda; Lepetellida; Haliotidae
Product: solute carrier family 15 member 4-like
Exons: 10
Coding region: 7-1662 (551 amino acids)
Biological process (GO): transmembrane transport; oligopeptide transport
Cellular component (GO): membrane
Molecular function (GO): transmembrane transporter activity
Source: RefSeq, a predicted model, not a curated record